This is a messenger RNA of Caretta caretta (loggerhead turtle), 3465 nucleotides long. Its product is annotated as neuronal pentraxin-1-like. The record is from RefSeq and is a predicted model, not a curated record. NCBI's taxonomy places the organism in Eukaryota, Metazoa, Chordata, Testudines, Cheloniidae.
ACUCCAGGGGGCUGAGAUCAGAACCCGACCCUGCCCCCCGUGCAGUCAGGUGUGACUCCGGAUCGACCCUGGGAUAGCAGAGAUCAGAACCCGGUGCUGUCCCCACUGCAAUCAGGGGUGACAAUGGAUCGACCCCAGGGGGCUGAGAUCAGAACCCGACCCUGCCCCCUGUGCAGUCAGGGGUGACUCCGGAUCGACCCUGGGAUAGCAGAGAUCAGAACCCGGUGCUGUCCCCACUGCAGUCAGGGGUGACUCCAGAUCGAUCCCCGGGAAGCUGCGCUUGAGUCUGGGCGUGCACCCCCUCCCGCGCCGUGCUGGGGGCUCAUCCCCGCUGUCCCGGCGUGUCACUUCCCCUCCCUAAAUCCCUCCCAGUUCGUUAGCAUCCUUUGAGCUGCCAAAAGCCCCUGACCCCUGCCAGCUUGGCUGUAGGACGCCUGGGUCCCGUUGCCAGAGGCGGAGGGGUGGGGGGAGCUUUGCCACGGCUCCUUAAGCCCAUUAACCUGCCUGUCUAAUUCCCCCGUCUCCGGGGAGACGGGCACCCUCCGCCCAUCACCAGGGGAUUUGGGAAAUCAAGGCGGACGGGACAGUAGCGGGGGGGGGGGGUGGCGAGAAAAAGAAAAGUCCCAGCUGCUUGCCGAGCCAAGCGGCCGCGGGCACAGAUUGUCCGGGCGCCUCCGUGGGAGGAAGGCUGGGGCCGGUGGCGAGGGUCCGGCGGGUGCCGGGAUGCGGCUGGCCUGGGCUCUCCUCUGGGCCCUCUGCUGGGUGCCCGGCGGCAGGGGGGAGUAUGCCCUGCCCAAGUUCGUCUGCAGCCCCAUGCCCCUGGAGCCGGAGACGGGCUGCCAGCAGGCCCCGCAGCCGCGGGCCGGGGGGCACUGGGCGGGCACGCUGGAGGAGGCCAAAGAGACCAUCCUGCACCUGCGGGAGACGGUGGUGCACCAGAAGGAGACCAUCCUGGACCAGCGGGAGACGGUGCGGGAGCUGACGGCCAAGCUGAGCCGGUGCGAGGGCCGGGCGGGCGGGGAGCCCGGGCUGGACGGGCACGAGGACAACCUGAGCCACGGGCACCGGGAGGGGGCCGGCCGGGAGAACGAGUACCCCCACUUCGGGCACCGCGAGCACCCCGAGUCCCUGGGUGGUGCCGGGAGCGAGGCCGCCUUCCGCAAGGCCAGCGCCACCCCCAACACCAUGGAGGACCCCCCCCGGGAGGUGCCCGCCGGCCCCCCCCAGCUGGAGCGCAUGCUGGAGUCGCUCAAGGAGAGGCUGGAGCACCUCCAGCGCAGCCGCAACAGUUCCCUGUUCUCCAUCUCCCUGCGUGACGCCCUGCAGAAGAAAAUCAGCAUUUUGGAGCAUCAGAUCCAAGAGAAACUCAACGCCACCAAGCACCAUGACCACAGCCACGAGGAGCCGCACCAUGGCCACGGGGAGCCGCACCACGGUCACGAGGAGCUGCGGUGGCACAAGAACAGGGUCCACGGGCCUCAUGAGAAGGGGCACAAGGCGGAGAAGCCAGACGAGGUUUUCCGUGUGGGCUUCCCCCUCCGCACCAACUACAUGUACGUCAAGGUGAAGAGGACACUGCAUCACGAGAUCUUCGCCUUCACUGUCUGCCUCUGGCUCAAGUCCAGCUCGGCGCCUGGUGUUGGCACCCCCUUCUCCUACUCCGUGCCUGGCCAGGCCAACGAGCUGGUGCUCAUUGAGUGGGGCAAUAACCCCAUGGAGCUGCUCAUCAAUGACAAGGCUGCCACCUUGCCCCUGGCCAUCCACGACGCCAAGUGGCACCACAUCUGCGUGACCUGGUCGACGCGGGACGGCGUCUGGGAGAGCUACCAGGACGGGGUGCGACGGGGCAGCGGCGAGAACCUGGCCCCCUGGCACCCCAUCAAGCCAGGGGGCAUCUUCAUCCUGGGGCAGGAGCAGGACACGCUGGGCGGCCGGUUCGAUGCCACGCAGGCCUUCAUCGGGGAGCUGGCCGACUUCCACGUGUGGAGCCACGUCCUGGCGCCGGGCGAGGUCUACAGGCUGGCCACCUGCGCCGGCCACGCCCACGGGGACAUUGUGGCCUGGGCUGAGGGCACCAUGGAGCUGCACGGGGGGGUGGCCAAGCUGCCCUUCAAUGCCUGCCACUGAGCCCUGGCCCACAGGGGGCUGGAGGCCCGGAUGCCUGGGUUCUCUUCAGCUCAGGAAGAGGAGUGGGGGCUAGUGAUGACAGCGGGGGAAGAACGGGGGGCUGGAAGCCAGGGCUCCUGGGUUCUAUCCUUGCCUUUGGGAGAGAGGGGAGUGGAGUCUAGUUGUGUGAGGGGCUGGGAGGACGCCUGGGUUCUUUCCCCAAGUCUGGGAGAGGAGUGGGGUCUAGUGGUUAGAGCAGGGGGGCUGGGAGACCCCCUUCCUCUCCUGUUGUAUACAGCUGUGGCUGUUGGCCUGGGGCUGGCGGUACAUACGCGGUGUCCCGUGUCGUGUAGCUCGGCGCUGUUUUAUGUAGGAUUCGAUGCUAUUUUCUUCCUCGGAAAGGACAGAAUAAACCUGCCAAGGGAGCAGCAGCUGCCCCAGCGCUGUGAGUCAGUGCUUUGUCUGAGUGCGCCAAAUACCCAACACGCCCCACCCCAGAAGUGGCCGCAUCCCACCAGCGGGCAAGGGGUCCCCCAGUGUUCCCUCUACUUUUUUACCUCAAUCUGCAGAAUGAACUACAAAACUCAUGCGGCACGGGUGGGCCUGAAGGGUUUGGAGCAUGGUGGGAGGCUCAGGGCUGGGGCAGAGGGUUGGAGUGUGUGGGGGGUGCAGGCUCUGGGGUGGGGCCAGGGAUGAAGGGGUUGGGGUGCAGGAGGGAGCUCAGGGCUGAGUGGUGCAGGCUCCAGGAGCGAGUUUAGGUGAAGGAGGGGGCUCCAGGCUGGAGCCGGGGGUUAGGUGGGGCGUGAAGGCUCCAGUUGGGGGUGCAGGAUUUGGGGUGGGGCCGGAGAUGAGGGGUUUGGGGUGUAGGAGGGGCCUCAGGGCUGGGGGUGUGUGAGGGCUCCAGCGGGGACUGCAGACUCUGUGGUGGGGCCAGGGAUGAGGGAUUUGGGGUGCAGGCUGCCCCAAGGAGAGAGGACUCCCCCCAGCCCUGUCUCGCCACAACAGCUGAGGGCCGGGGAGAGGCCCUUGAGAGUCUGCUGCCCGCGCAGCUUAGAGGGAACGUAGGUCCCUGGCUAAAGAGCCCCACGCCCCAGCACCCGGCCCCCGCCGCUGGCUGGAGGCAGGGGGGACGGACAGAGGUCAGCCAAGCUCAUGGUGCCACGGGGUGCUCAAAUCCUGAAGCCACCUGCAUCAUCCAGCCCCCCAGCUCAGUGUAAUAGAACCCAGGAGUCCUGGCUCCCCGCCACCCCCCUGCUCUAGCCACUAGGCCCCACUCCCCUCCCAGAGCCAGGAUAGAACCCAGGAGGCCUGGCUCCCAGCCCCAAACAGGGUUUAAGCUGCUGCUGGUGCCAGGCCAGU